AGAAAGCAUCAGAGACACUCCACCUGCAGAUCAUAUUUCGGGGCAGUAACUCUGACAGCCGAGGAACAACCGAUUAGACUGACGACAAGAAGAUUCACAGGCAUGGAUAAAAGACUUAUCUUCUGUGUUCUGUUGGUGAUGCUGUCUGGGAGAUUUGUGGGCGCUGAAAACACUACGACAGCACCACCUAGCAAUAUGUCGACAACCCCAACCACCAAAAUGACAGCAACAACAGAAAGCUCAGUGACAAGUCCCACCAGCGUGUCGACAACCCCAACCACCAAAAUGACAGCAACAACAGAAAACUCAGUGACAAGUCUCACCAGCGUGUCGACAACCCCAACCACCAAAAUGACAGCAACAACAGAAAACUCAGUGACAAGUCUCACCAGCGUGUCGACAACCCCAACCACCAAAAUGACAGCAACAACAGAAAACUCAGUGACAAGUCUCACCAGCGUGUCGACAACCCCAACCACCAAAAUGACAGCAACAACAGAAAACUCGGUGACAAGUCUCACCAACGUGUCGACAACCCCAGCCAGCAAUAUGACAGCAACAGCAGUCCCCGUGACGAAUGUAUCAAUGGCAGCAUCAACACAAUUUGUCCUAGUGUCCCCAAACACCACAGUGCUGACACUUGAGGCCAACAUCACUAAUGCUGAGUGUGGAUCCAAGCAGCUGUGCAUAGCUGAGCCCCCUAAGUGUGACCCCUUUGUAACAGGGUCUUGCUUCUUCUUUGCUGCCAAGCAGGAAAGUGGUCAAAACUUUAACUUCGAUCUCUCAGGAGAAUCAAACGGAUACAUUGCAGCAACUCUGACAGGUGGCGUUGGGCAGGGAGACCCGACUUAUAUCUGUGCAAACAGCAAGGGCAAAGUCAAAUUCUUUAGUUCGGUCCUCAACAAUGGUGUUCUGAAUAUUUCAGAGCUCAAUGUGAACUCAGUGAAGGGCAAGAUCAAGGGCAAGGUAAUUCAGUGCAGAUUCCUUGCCACUGUUCCAGAACCAAAAACUCGAGCAACAACCCUCGGCGUUGCGGUUUCAACGGGAGAGUACAACGACACUAACGAUGGCCUCGGUUCUCCAACCUCUGUUCUAAAGGUCAGCGCUGUAGAUCUGGCAAACCCCGAUAACAACGUAACCAACGAGAUUGACAACACAACAACCCCAGCCAGCAAUAUGACAGCAACAGCAGUCACCGUGACGAAUGUAUCAAUGACAGCAUCAACACAAUUUGUCCCAGUGUCCACAAACACCACAGUGCUAACCCUUGAGGCCAACGUCACUAAUGCUGAGUGUGGAUCCAAGCAGCUGUGCAUAGCUGAGCCCCCUAAGUGUGACCCCUUUGCAACAGGGUCUUGCUUCUUCUUUGCUGCCAAGCAGGAAAGUGGUCGAAACUUUAACUUCGAUCUCUCAGGAGAAUCAAACGGAUACAUUGCAGCAACUCUGAUAGAUGGCGGUGGGCAGGGAGACCCGACUUAUAUCUGUGCAAACAGCAAGGGCAAAGUCAAAUUCUUUAGUUCGGUCCUCAACAAUGGUGUUCUGAAUAUUUCAGAGCUCAAUGUGAACUCAGUGAAGGGCAAGAUCAAGGGCAAGGUAAUUCAGUGCAAAUUCCUUGCCACUGUUCCAGAACCAAAAACUCGAGCAACAACCCUCGGCGUUGCGGUUUCAACGGGAGAGUACAACGACACUAACGAUGGCCUGGGUACUCCCGCCCCUGUUAUAAAGGUCAGCGCGGUAGAUCUGGCAAACCCCAAUAACAACGUAACCAACGAGAUUGACAACACAACAACCCCAGCCAGCAAUAUGACAGCAACAGCAGUCACCGUGACGAAUGUAUCAAUGACAGCAUCAACACAAUUUGUCCCAGUGUCCACAAACACCACAGUGCUGACCCUUGAGGCCAACGUCACUAAUGCUGAGUGUGGAUCCAAGCAGCUGUGUGUAGUUGAGCCCCCUAAGUGUGACCCCUUUGCAACAGGGUCUUGCUUCUUCUUUGCUGCCAAGCAGGAAAGUGGUCGAAACUUUAACUUCGAUCUCUCAGGAGAAUCAAACGGAUACAUUGCAGCAACUCUGAUAGAUGGCGGUGGGCAGGGAGACCCGACUUAUAUCUGUGCAAACAGCAAGGGCAAAGUCAAAUUCUUUAGUUCGGUCCUCAACAAUGGUGUUCUGAAUAUUUCAGAGCUCAAUGUGAACUCAGUGAAGGGCAAGAUCAAGGGCAAGGUAAUUCAGUGCAAAUUCCUUGCCACUGUUCCAGAACCAAAAACUCGAGCAACAACCCUCGGCGUUGCGGUUUCAACGGGAGAGUACAACGACACUAACGAUGGCCUGGGUACUCCCGCCCCUGUUAUAAAGGUCAGCGCGGUAGAUCUGGCAAACCCCAAUAACAACGUAACCAACGAGAUUGCCAACACAACAACCCCAGCACCGACCGGAAACAGUGCAACCACAGUGGCACCAACAGGGACUCUCAUCCCCCAACUUUCGACAGCUAUAACCCGGCAAGAAUGUGGCACCAAAAAGCUCUGUGCAGCCGAACCCUCAAAGUGCGAUCCCACUACCGGAACUAGUUGCUAUUUCCUAUCUGUCAAGCAACAAAGUGGCCAAAUAUACAACUUUGAGCUCUCAGGACAGUCAGAUGGCUAUGUUGCUGCUGGACUCUCAACCAAUGAAAUUGCGAAUGGCACUCACACGGCUUACAUUUGUGCAAACAACAAUGGCAAUGUCAGAUUCUUCACUGGCACCAUUGACAAUUUUGUGAUAAAUCUCAAAUCGUCGCAGAACUCAAGCAAUGAGCGGGGCACAGUCAACGGCAACAAAAUCCAGUGCACAUUUUCAGCUGAUCUACCAGACAGUUCUGUCCGAACAGCAAAUUAUGCUUUGUCAGUUUCAGCUGGAACUUACGACGCCAAGACCUUACAGCUGGGAAAAACAACGUUCCGAUUAUUGACAAGUAGUACAAACUUGUCGGAUCCUACCGCUAACCUCACCAACCUGAUAAACAAUGCCCCAAUCAAUUACGCUUCCUCUUUCUUUCCUGCUCUGCUGGUCACCGUGUAUAUGCUGGCCUUCACAGCAAUGUGAAGAAACCAACGUCUCUAGUGACUUGUGAUUUCUGCAACUAAA
Molecule: messenger RNA, 3123 nt
Organism: Xiphophorus maculatus (southern platyfish)
Lineage: Eukaryota; Metazoa; Chordata; Actinopteri; Cyprinodontiformes; Poeciliidae
Product: mucin-5AC-like
Exons: 19
Coding region: 103-3081 (992 amino acids)
Biological process (GO): regulation of glutamate receptor signaling pathway
Source: RefSeq, a predicted model, not a curated record